Messenger RNA from Panicum hallii, 721 nucleotides. Its product is annotated as LOB domain-containing protein 2-like. Bases 1 to 588 code for a protein of 195 amino acids. The transcript has a single exon. The record is from RefSeq and is a predicted model, not a curated record. NCBI's taxonomy places the organism in Eukaryota, Viridiplantae, Streptophyta, Magnoliopsida, Poales, Poaceae.
AUGACCGGCGGCGGCAGCGGCGGCGCGUGCGCGGUGUGCAAGCACCAGCGGCGCAAGUGCGAGCCCAACUGCGAGCUUGCCGCCUACUUCCCGGCGCACAGGAUGAACGACUUCCGCGCGCUGCACCUCGUCUUCGGGGUGGCCAACCUCACCAAGCUCAUUAAGGCCAACGCCACCGAGGCCGCCCGCCGGCGCGCCGCCGAGACGCUCACCUGGGAGGCGCGCUGGCGGGAGCGCGACCCCUCCGAGGGGUGCUACCGCGAGGUGUCCUGCCUGCGCCGCGACAACGCCGUGCUGCGCGCCGAGAACGCCGCGCUGCGGAGGCAGCUGGCCGAGCAGCAGCAGCUGUUGCUCUGGUCCAGGGCUGCCGCCGCCGCCGCCGCCGCUCCCACUGCCAACAGCAACAUGGCCGGAGGCUGCUACAACGGCAACGCCAGCGGUAAUGGACUGGUGGUGGCCGUGCGACCGCCGCCUCAUGCUCCCGCAGCUCCGGCAGCGCAGACCAUGUUGGGCUACCGCAGCGUGCCGGUUUGUCCGCCGACGCCAAACGGCAGGAAGUCGGCACCGGAUGCGCCGCCGUCGCCAUGAGAGGAUGUCAGGCCGAUCCUUCUAGGGACAGCAAGAGCAACGCCACAAGGCUUUGCAUGCUGGAUAUACACUGGCUUCUCCGCACUGUCUUUGCAACUGCAGGUGACGCUGCUACUAACCACUGGGCACAAAG